GGUCUCUGCGCGGGUUUCAAUCAUGUGACAUGCGCACUCGGCCCCGUUUUUUAGUGUUGUUAUGACAAGUCGAGGCCUCGGACUAAAUUAGGAGCGGAACCCCAGUGUCUGCUCGGGAGAAUCCGUUAUGGAGAGCAUGGACCUGGACCUGGACCUGGACCAGGAGCUCAUGCAGAAGUUCAGCUGCAUGGGGACCACAGACAAAGAUAUUUUGAUAUCGGAGUUUCAGAGGCUUCUUGGCUUUCAGCUAAACCCCGCCGGCUGCGCCUUCUUUCUGGACAUGACCAACUGGAAUUUACAGGCUGCUAUUGGAGCUUACUACGACUUUGAAAGUCCCAAUAUCAGUGCGCCGGGCAUGUCUUUUGUAAAGGAUGUAACCAUUGGUGAGGGCGAAUCCGUUCCACCUGACACGGCUUUCACGAAGACCUGGAGGAUACAGAACACUGGUGCCGAGUCGUGGCCUCCAGGGGUUUGUCUGAAGUACGUGGGAGGAGAUCAGUUCGGACACGUGAACAUGGUGAUGGUGCGCUCUCUGGAUCCCCAGGAAAUGACGGAUGUCAGUGUGCAGAUGCACAGCCCUGUUUCUCCUGGCAUGUAUCAGGGUCAGUGGAGAAUGUGCACGGCAACAGGACUCUACUAUGGAGAUGUCAUCUGGGUGAUCUUGAGUGUGGAGGUUGGAGGACUCCUAGGCGUCACGCAGCAGCUUUCCUCCUUCCAAGCGGAGUUCAACACGCAGCCUCACCGCAGCCUCCAGGGAGACUACAACCCCUUCGCCUCGCCACAGAAAAGCAAGUGCCCCAGCAGCAACAACAAUCACUUGAACAGUGACAGCAGCCAUAAAGGCGCAGAGGAGCGUUGGCAGGAGGGCCCACACCCGCUGCAGCAGGACCAGAACGGACUUUCAAACAACUCUGUGGAUUUAGUAGCAAAUAGUCUACAAAGCAAUCUGUCUAUAGUCUCUUGUAACCAGAUCCAGGAGCCCUCUCCUUUUGGGCACUCUUAAAUCAAGGGACUUCUCACACUAAAGCAGCACUAAAUCGUACCUCUGGAACCCGUCACAACAACAAUAAUAAUAAUAAUAAUAAAAAAAACAACCAAGUGGCUUUCCGACAGAAAUAGUUGAGAUCAAAAACACUUUCUGCUACAUUUUGAGAUGCCAGGAGGCAACGCUGGUGACGUGCAGCUGAACGAACAUCCCACACCCGCUGUAUGCACGUAUGAAUGCUAAGUUAAAAAAAAAUGAGUGCAAAGAGUGACAUUUUAUUAUUAUUUUUUCUUUUUAUUUGUUCUUAGCUGGCAGUGUGUGCAUGGAACCGUGGUAGCAGGGGCGUGAGUUUAAGAGCUGUGUGUAGAUGUGCGUGCAUUGUGACACCUGGAAGAAGAGACUUUGGAUUUGAAGCCAUUUAUUUUUUUUGCCAACAGAUUCUUCAAUAUCUGCUCCAAAUCUUAGUUCAGUGAUAUAUAUAUAUAUUUUUUGGUUUGUCUUUUUUAAAUCAAGUGUCUCACUGGAAACCUUAAAGGGGGUGUUCUUUGAAACACCCCCCCCCCCCUUUUUUUUUCACUUUCCAGGAUUUCAAGGAUCGUUUUUUGUUUGUGUUUUUCCAUGGAAUAUUCAUGUCUUUUCACACUACUUUUACUUAUUAAAACAGAAACUUUUCUUUCUUUUUCACUUGAUUUUCGAUACUGACAAGAUGAAAAACAAAAAAAAAGUUUGAAUCAUUUGCAUGAAUUGGUUUAUCAUAGCAGUAAAACUGAAUAUUGUUGAAGUGUCACGCGGUCGCAGCGUACGUUUAAACUUUCUGUGUUAUUAACUGGCAGCUGGCUAAGAUAGCCGUCAGUCACACUGUUUGUGUAGAGAUGGCAGUCAUUUUGAUGGAGAUAAUCACACGUCUGGAAGUCUGGGGGCUCUCACCAUCCACCUCUUGAAGCAAAUCCAAGAUGAAUACAUAUUUGCAUACAUUUGUCUGUUAUCAAGAUAACACUGAAGUCAAGAGAUGUACAUAUCUGUAAAGAGAUUACUUCAUAAAAACAGAAAUGUGUCUUUCUGCACUGAAUUUUUCUUCCUUUUUUUUUUUUUUCAUUUCAACAUUUGAUGAAUGUAUCUGAGAAUUCUCAUUGAUGAUCUCAUCAGCCACCCAAAGAAUCUAAAUUAAAACAUUUUAACUGACCUGGUACCUGGAAGUGGAAAUGAGUGAUCUGCCUUCUGUUCCUUCUGACGCUUUGCAAACCACUUUUAAAGAUUCAGUAACGCUGCAGCCUGAAAUGAUCAGGAUUUUGUUCUUUACAAAAACAUCCACUAAUGGUUCUUAUUAAAGUGGUCCGAUCCGAGCAGGAAAUGUACGCAACUUUCAUAAAUAGAGCUGUCUCGGAGCAUUUGCAGCUAAGCAUCCUUUUUUUGUUGUUUUUUAAAUAAAUAAAGCUGUAAAUUCUCAGGGUGCUAAGCCAUGACAGGAUGAUGACAGCUAAUUGCACGAGUCCACAGGCUCUAUAUCUGUGCAUGUUACCCUCUGUCAUCCCAGGUACCUACAGUCUGUCCGUCAAGUGUUUUUUGUUUUAAUACCCCUGAGUUUCCAGCGGCGAUGUGGAAUGAAUCGGUUGGCAUGGACUCCUACAGCAGCAGCAGGAGCAGCACAUGUAUGCGAGUGAGGAAGUGUGAACAUUGAAUGCCACUCUCUGUAUUUUUAAUGAAUGUUUGUAUGAUUAAAUUAUCACUGAAAGUGGAAAAAUGUGAA
This is a messenger RNA of Oryzias latipes (Japanese medaka), 2732 nucleotides long. Its product is annotated as protein ILRUN. Lineage: Eukaryota; Metazoa; Chordata; Actinopteri; Beloniformes; Adrianichthyidae. The record is from RefSeq and is a predicted model, not a curated record. Gene Ontology annotation, biological process: macroautophagy. Gene Ontology annotation, molecular function: ubiquitin binding. Gene Ontology annotation, cellular component: phagophore assembly site.